Molecule: messenger RNA, 2285 nt
Organism: Neopsephotus bourkii (Bourke's parrot)
Lineage: Eukaryota; Metazoa; Chordata; Aves; Psittaciformes; Psittacidae
Gene: LARP7
Product: La ribonucleoprotein 7, transcriptional regulator
Exons: 13
Coding region: 34-1815 (593 amino acids)
Biological process (GO): RNA processing
Cellular component (GO): nucleus
Molecular function (GO): mRNA binding
Source: RefSeq, a predicted model, not a curated record
CCAUUUUUGUCAUCCUGUUGUAGAGUUGGCAGAAUGACAGGAAUGGAGACUGAAACGGCAAGAAACAAAGCUGUGGAGGAAGGAAGCACUGAACAGAAGAAAGAGAGAGAAAAAAGGAAGAGAUCAAGGGUUAAACAGGUGCUCGCAGAUAUAGCGAAACAAGUGGAUUUCUGGUUUGGGGAUGUCAAUCUCCACAAAGACAGGUUUCUCCGAGAGCAAAUAGAGAAGUCCAGAGAUGGCUAUGUCGACAUAUCACUUCUUGUUUCUUUCAACAAAAUGAAAAAGUUGACGACUGAUGGAAAAUUGAUAGCCCGAGCAGUUAAAAGUUCAUCUGUUGUAGAGUUGGAUUUAGAAGGAACAAGGAUUAGAAGACGCCAACCACUGGGUGAGCAACCGAAGGAUGUGGAUAGACGUACAGUCUAUGUGGAGCUGCUUCCCAAAAAUGUCAAUCACAGUUGGAUUGAGCGGGUGUUUGGGAAGUGUGGUAAUGUAGUUUAUGUCAGUAUACCCCGGUAUAAAACCAGUGGCGAUCCAAAGGGAUUUGCUUUUGUUGAAUUUGAAACUAAAGAGCAAGCGGAGAAAGCUAUUGAGUUUUUGAAUAACCCACCAGAAGAAGCGCCUCGGAAACCCGGGAUUUUCCCCAAAACAGUAAAGAAUAAGCCUGUUCCUGCAUUGAAUGCAAGUAACAACAGCGUAGUAGAAGAGAAGAAAAAGAAGAAGAAAAAGAAAUCCAAAAUCAAGAAAGAGAGCAAUGUGCAGGCUGCUGUAGAGACAAAGGAAUCGAACACGAAUGCCGCAACAGAGCAAGUACCAAAGUCAAAAAGACACAGAACUUCAUCCGAGUGUUCAGAAGGGGAGGUGACUGAGACUCAGAGGCAGCCCUCAAAGAGAGAGAAAAGAAAAUGGGACAGAACAGAAAACUCUGAGGCACCUUGGGAAAGCAGGCCAGGGAAGAGAAAAAGAACCAGUUCUGGAGGUUGUGAGACCUCAACUCCAAUAGUGAAGAAAACUGUCCAAAAGGAUGAAGUUGUUCCUGUAAAGGAAAAAACAACAGAAGCUACAAAAAACUCCAAUGAUGUUUCUGCAGAAGAUGACAAAGAUAAAAAAGACACAUCCCUAUCAAAAUCUAAAAGGAAACACAAGAAAAAGCACAAAGAAAGACACAAAAUGGGUGAAGAGGUCAUUCCACUCAGAGUGCUCUCCAAGACAGAAUGGAUGGAUUUGAAGCAAGAAUAUUUGGCCCUUCAAAAAGCCAGCAUGGCCUCAUUAAAGAAAAUGAUGUCUCAAAUCAAACCUGAGCCUGUGGGAGAGAUGGAAGGAGAAUGUUGUGCCCAGAAAAAGCCCCAGUCUGAAAAUGGAAAAUCUGUCAGUGAAGACUCUGCCCCUUCUGCCAAGGCCAGCACAAUGGGACCUCAGUUCCUGAGUGGAGUAAUUGUGAAGAUCAUUAGCACUGAGCCCCUGCCAGGCAGGAAGCAGAUCAAGGAUGCUUUGGCAGCACUGGCUGAUGUUGCUUAUGUUGACAUGCUGGAGGGAGACACAGAAUGUCACGUCCGUUUUAAAACUCCUGCAGAUGCACAGGUUAUCAUGAAGUCAUACAAAGAAAUACAGAUCAAAAACAACUGGAAAUUUGAAGUUCUCACUGGUGAUCAUGAACAACGUUACUGGCAGAAGAUUCUAGUGGACAGACAAGCUAAACUUAACCAGCCUCGAGAAAAGAAGCGGGGUACUGAGAAGUUAAUUGCUAAAGCUGAAAGAAUGAGACUUGAAAAGACUCAACAAACAAGUAAACAUAUCCGCUUCACUGAAAAUAACUGACCAAGACUGAUUGUGCUGUUCAAAGUGACCUACUUAUUUAAAAACCCCGAAUUCCACAAGCCCCACUGCUUACAGCAACUAAACCUUUUCUAAGAAGGCAUAAAAACCUGAUCUGUUUGGUUAAUAAUUCUGCAGACUGCAAGUAUGAAGAUUAUUCUGAAUCCCAUUUGGAAGUAGGCUGAAUGUUUACUGCUUCUGAGCCUGUAGGUAAAGCUUCCUGGGGAAAAAACAAAUGUAUUAUGAGAUGUUGCUUUAGUUCACUUCUGGUUUUGGUUUUGGGGUGUUUUGGUUUUUGUUUUUUGGGUUUUGUGCUUUUUUUUGUUGUUGUUUGCUUUUUUUGUUGUAUGUUGAAGUUUUAUGCACUAGGUUAUGAAAUAAAAUGCUUGAGAAAUUUUCAGUUGUAUAUCUCGAAUUCUGCACUCCGCUUUAUGACACUAUAAGUAAUAAACGUGGUUAAUGCCAAAUAUAAA